This is a messenger RNA of Eupeodes corollae, 1495 nucleotides long. RefSeq lists its product as uncharacterized. NCBI's taxonomy places the organism in Eukaryota, Metazoa, Arthropoda, Insecta, Diptera, Syrphidae. Gene Ontology annotation, biological process: regulation of transcription by RNA polymerase II. Bases 379 to 1482 code for a protein of 367 amino acids. The transcript is spliced from 3 exons. Gene Ontology annotation, cellular component: transcription regulator complex; nucleus. The record is from RefSeq and is a predicted model, not a curated record.
GCAUCACACUACCAGUGAAUUCACUGACAACUGACAGGCUGUGACGUAAAAAUUACGUCACAAAGUCGUCAGUGUGGUUGCGCGUAGUGUGAUAGCCAGUUUUGGGACGUCAGUGAAGUAUGUCAGUGCACUGACGUGUUCACUGACAAGCCGAAAUUGCGUCAGUAACUGACACGAAAAAUGGCAAGUGUGAUAAGUAGUCACUGACACAUGGGACAACUGGCAGACUUUUUUGACAAGAGCGUCAGUACACUGACAGUGUCCCAUCACUGACAACCCAUGUAAUUUCAUGUGCUGUCAGUGUUGAAAUCCUGUCAGUGAACUGGCAGGUUUUUUUGAAAUUUGUAUGUUUUCUGCAGGAGGUUUUAUUUAUAUAAAAUGAGUGGAGGCAAUAACAUGGCUGAUUCCGAAGCAUCCAUUAAAGCCAAGAAGCGGGCUAAGCGUGAGAGGGCUAUGAACCAUAAGUGGAUAUUUGAGCAGGAGACGUUUCUAAUAGAGCAUGUGGAAAAGCGACCACCGCUUUGGAACUGCACCCACCAAGACUAUAAAUGCGCAAAUAUAAAAAGUGAUUUGUGGGGGGAAGUCGUGAAGGAAUUAAACAUCGACACGAUCAAGAUCGAAGAAGCAAAAAUAAAGUGGAAUAAUCUACGAAGCAAUUUUAAAGCUUUUUUGAACAAGCAACGCACCAAAAAAUCUGGACAAGGUGCUAUAGACGGAACCGCUACAGCUAAAUACCCCCAUUAUUCGGAAUUGAUGUUUUUAGAAUCGGCCGAUGUGCAGCAGUCAUCGCAGUCCAUCUCCACGUUGGAAUUGGAUAAUCCUAUGACCGAUCAAACCUUUUUGAACGAUUUGGGUCAAGCGGCAGCAACGCAGGCGACAGACGACAAUAGAGAUGCACCUCCCCGGACUCCGACAAAUAUCUUUCAACAUCGCAAGCGAGCAACAUCAAAAACAUCCGUUAUGCCAUCGCCUACACCUUCACGUUCUGCAAUGAUUAAAGAUUCGGCCCUAAAUUUGCUGAACAAAUUGGAAGACCGCUCUGAAACCAUCAUACGCAAGGACCAUUUUUGUGUUUUCGGUGACCUUAUUGCGGGCCGUUUGCGAAUGCUAAGGCCGGAGCAAGCGGAACAAAUGGAGAUGGAAAUAACGCAGACGAUGUAUAGCUGCUUGCAGUCCUUUCGAGCUUCAGAUUCACAAAGUUUUGUCAUAGUUGACGUCGACAGCAACAUUCCGGAGUCAUCAACUUCGCCAGCUGCUCUGUCUCCAUCUACCGUAUCCCGUGUCAUUCGGCCAAAACCGUCCCGGUCCUUGGGGUUGCCGCUUCCACCACGAAAUGUGGAGAAACUGCCAUUGGAGCCAAAAAUUGAAUCGGCAAAAACGGUCCAAAUGCGUACAGAGACUAUUUUCUUGGAUGGUACGUGGACUGACUUGGAUGAUAUGGAAGUUGAAGAACUUAUUGAAGAAUCGCCACCACCAAAAUAAUCUUUAAAUAAAU